Molecule: messenger RNA, 3330 nt
Organism: Hippopotamus amphibius kiboko
Lineage: Eukaryota; Metazoa; Chordata; Mammalia; Artiodactyla; Hippopotamidae
Gene: DPH6
Product: diphthamine biosynthesis 6
Exons: 9
Coding region: 68-856 (262 amino acids)
Biological process (GO): protein histidyl modification to diphthamide
Molecular function (GO): diphthine-ammonia ligase activity
Source: RefSeq, a predicted model, not a curated record
GCGCGUCACGGCGGCGGCGGCGGCUGCGGCGGCGACUUGCCGGCUCCCGCCCGCGCCCGCCGCACGCAUGCGCACUGCGCCCAGCAUGAGGGUCGCGGCUCUGAUCAGUGGUGGGAAGGACAGCUGUUAUAAUAUGAUGCAGUGCAUUGCUGCUGGGCAUCAGAUCGUUGCUUUAGCAAAUCUAAGACCAGCUGAAAACCAAGUGGGGUCAGAUGAACUGGAUAGCUACAUGUAUCAGACGGUGGGUCAUCAUGCCAUUGACUUGUAUGCAGAAGCGAUGGCUCUUCCUCUCUAUCGCCGCACCAUAAGAGGAAAGAGCAUGGAUACAGGACGAGUGUACACCAAAUGUGAAGGUGAUGAGGUUGAAGAUCUCUAUGAGCUUUUGAAACUUGUUAAGGAAAAAGAAGAAGUAGAGGGAAUAUCAGUAGGUGCUAUACUCUCUGACUAUCAGCGUGUUCGAGUCGAAAAUGUGUGUAAAAGGCUUAAUCUCCAGCCGUUAGCUUACCUUUGGCAGAGAAACCAGGAAGAUUUGCUCCGAGAGAUGAUAUCAUCUAACAUUCAAGCGAUCAUCAUCAAAGUAGCAGCUCUGGGUUUAGAUCCAGAUAAGCAUCUUGGAAAAACACUGAAUCAAAUGGAGCCUUAUCUCUUAGAGCUUUCUAAGAAGUAUGGAGUCCAUGUUUGUGGAGAAGGUGGAGAGUAUGAAACAUUCACUUUGGACUGCCCUCUAUUUAAGAAGAAAAUAAUUGUGGAUUCAUCAGAAGUAGUCACACAUUCAGCUGAUGCAUUUGCACCUGUGGCUUACCUGCGCUUUUUAGAAUUGCACUUGGAGGACAAGGCAGGUCUUCCCAGUACCUGACAACUGCAGAACAUCUAGUUAUAUACAUAACUCUUAGAAAGCAUUUUUGUUACUAAGCUAUGUCUAUAUUUUAAAAAUUACAGAGCAUUUUCUCAAUUAUUAUGUCCCACUUUUUCUCAUUACCUUUUUUUAUUCUUAGAAAUAUUUAUCUUUAUCAGAAGUUAAUGGACCAUUGAUUAAUUGGCUAACACAUCCGAUCCAGGAUCUCUGUGAUUGGUACCUUCUUUUUUUCCCCUUUUACUUCAUCUGCAGUCCCCGUUUCUGUAACAUUUCUUUGCUUUCAUCACACUGGUUUACUUUCUUUCUUGUUCCUGCUCUCAUCUCUGCAUAUAAUAUCAUAAUGCAGAGGCAUUUGGAAAUGAGGAUGAAAAGGCAGUAACUGUAUUUAGCUAAUCUUCUGCUGGGUGUCACCAUUUUUGUUUUUAAUAUAUUCAUUGUUUCAACAUUACUGGACACUCAGGAAGAAUACCAUUAACUCUUACUGGUUACUUUAUAACUGAUUAAAAAAUGUAAUUUUUCUUUAUUACCUAUGCUGACUUUACUUUUCGAGUUCACAGCAAAAUUGAGUGCAAGGUACAGAGAGUUCCCAUGUAUGCAUAGCCCUGUUCCCCCCCUCCUCCAACUAUCAACACCCCACACCACAGUACAUUUGUUAUAAUCAAGGGAUUUACACUGACAUAUCAUUAUCAUCCAAAGACCAUAGUUACAUGAUGAUUCACUCUUGGUGUUGUACGUUCUAUGGGUUUGGACAAAUGCGUAAUGACUUGCAUCCACCAUUAUAGUAUGAUACUGAAUAGCUCUGCCUGUUCAUCCUUCUUUUUCCUCUGACCCCUUGUAACCACUGAUGUGUUUACUAUUUCUAUAGUUUUGCCUUUUCCAGAAUGUCAUGUAGUUGGAAUCAUUUCAGUAUGUUGCCUUUUCAGAUUGGCUUCUUCCACUUACUAAUAUGCAUUUAGAUUCCAUCGUGUCUUUUCAUGGCUUAAUAGCUCAUUUCUUUUUUUAUUUUCUUUAAUUAAGACAAAUUUUUAGAGCAAUUUUAGGUUCACAGAAGAAUUGGAGGACAGGUACAGAAAUUCCCCAUAUACCCCCAGCCCCCACACAUGGAUAGUCUUCCUCAUUGUCAACAUCCCUCACCAGAGUAUGUUGCCAUUUUUAGAUUGGCUUCUUUCACUUAGUAAUAUGCAUUUAAGGUUCAUGCAUGUCUUCUCAUGAGUUUUUAAAUGCUUAAUAAUAUCAUUGUCUGGACAUACCAUAGUUUAUUUAGCCAUUUACCUACUGAAGGAAAUUUUAGUUGCUUUCAAGUUUUGGCAAUUGUGAAUAAAGCUGCUGUAAAAUACCCAUGUGCAAGUUUUUGUGUGAACAUAAGUUUUCAGUUCUUUUGGGUAAAUAUAAUACCAAGGAGCACGAUUGCUGGAUUAUAUGGUGAGUAUACGUAAAUUUUACAAGAAACCACCAAACUGUCUUCCAAAGUGGCUGUACCCUUUUGUAUUUCCACCAGCAGUGAAUGAGAUUUCCUGUUGCUCCACAUCCUUUCCAGCUUUUGGUGUUGUCAGUGUUUUGGACUUUCAUCAUUCUAAUAGGUGUGUAACGGUAUCUCAUUGCAGUUUUAAUUUGCAUUUCCCUCAUGAUGUGGAACAUCUUUUCACAUAUUUAUUUGCUAUCUCUAUAUCAUAUUUGGUGAGAUCUCUGUUCAGAUCUUUUGCCCAUUUCUUAUUCGAACUCUUUGUUUUCUUAUUAUUGAGUUUUAACAGUUUUCUAUGUAUUUUGGAAAUGGUUUUUUAUCAGCUGUGUCUUUUGCAAGUAUUUUCUUCCAGUCUGUGGAUUGUCUACUCAUUCUUUUUGCCAGUGUAUUUCACAGAGCAGAAGUUUUUAAUUUUAAUGAAACCCAGCUUAUUAAUUUUUUUUUCAUGGAUCAUGCCUUUGGUAUUGUAUCUAAAAGUCAUCACCAAACCUAAGGUCAUCUGGAUUUUCUCCUAUUUUAUCUUCUAGGAUUUUUAUAGUUUUGCAUUUUACAGUUGGGUUUGUUAUCCACUUUGGCUUAAUUUUUGUAAAGGGGUAUAAGGUUUGUGUCUGCAUUCAUUUCUUUUAUAUGUGGAUAUCUAGUGGUUCUAGCACCAUUUGUUGAAAAGAUUGUUUUCUCCAUUAUAUUGCCUUGCUCCUUUGUCAAAGAUCAGUUGACUGUAUCUGUGUGGACCUAUUUCUGAGCUCUGUAUUCUGUUCCAUUGAUUUGUUUGUUUAUUCUUUUGCCAAUACCACAAUGUCUUAAUUAUUGUAACUUUAUAGUAUGUCUUCAAGUCAGAUAAUGUCAGAUUCUGACUUUGUUCUUCAAUAUUGUGUUUACUAUUCUAGGUCUUUUACCUUUCCAUAUAAACAUUAGAGUCAGUUUUUUGAUAUCCACAAAAUAACUUGCUAAAAUUUUGAAUGGGAUCACAUUCAAUCUGUAGAUCAAGUUGGAAAGAACUGACUUCUUAACA